AUGUCGCCGUCGCUCCCAUAUGCUGCCGACGUUGAGUCGCCGCUGAAGCCCGACGAACUCCAGGUCCUGCGCGCGCAAUACGAAAAGGAAGGCGAAUAUGUCGGCCUGCAGACCAAGUUCAACUACGCAUGGGGCCUGAUCAAAUCGAACGAUCGCCCCGACCAGCAAGAAGGCGUGCGCCUGCUGUCGGAAAUCUUCCGUGGCUCGCGUGAACGCCGUCGCGAGUGUCUGUAUUACCUCGCGCUGGGAAAUUACAAACUGGGCAACUAUGCGGAGGCAAGAAGAUAUAACGAGUUGCUGUUGGAGCUCGAGCCGGCAAAUCUGCAGGCAGGGAGCUUGAAGGGGCUUAUCGAUGAGAAGGUUGCGAAGGAGGGCUUGGUAGGAGCCGCGAUUGUGGGCGGUAUCGCUGUCGCUGCUGGGUUGGUGGGGACUCUCCUGCUGAAGUCCGGCAGGAGAAGGUGA
Ascochyta rabiei is the source of this 462-nucleotide messenger RNA. Its product is annotated as mitochondrial membrane protein. Gene Ontology annotation, molecular function: protein binding. Gene Ontology annotation, cellular component: peroxisomal membrane; mitochondrial outer membrane. The record is from RefSeq and is a predicted model, not a curated record. Bases 1 to 462 code for a protein of 153 amino acids. Lineage: Eukaryota; Fungi; Ascomycota; Dothideomycetes; Pleosporales; Didymellaceae. Gene Ontology annotation, biological process: mitochondrial fission; peroxisome fission; autophagy of mitochondrion. The transcript is spliced from 3 exons.